Molecule: messenger RNA, 4312 nt
Organism: Aspergillus ibericus CBS 121593
Lineage: Eukaryota; Fungi; Ascomycota; Eurotiomycetes; Eurotiales; Aspergillaceae
Exons: 1
Coding region: 468-4100 (1210 amino acids)
Cellular component (GO): cytoplasm
Molecular function (GO): ATPase inhibitor activity; protein-folding chaperone binding
Source: RefSeq, a predicted model, not a curated record
GAUUUCCCCUGCCUGCCCCCCUCCUGGCUGGCCAAUUCACUCCCGUCCCCCAGCUUCUUGCACGGUUGUACCUUUCGGGCAUUCUGCUAGUUUCUCCGGUCGAUUUGCUUUGGUAGUGACCCGCCCCGGACUAAAUGCGGCUGACUAACACCCUUUCCACCCGGGCACUAACUACCUGCUAAGUGAACUAGUUCCUCCCUGCAACUGGCGUGUCUUGCCUCAAGCGUGAACGAACAGAUCCCUUUCGUUCCUCCCUGGAUGGCUUGAUCACGGUCGUCUCUCGGCGGGAUUGAACGAUGGGGUGCUACGGCCUAGUCUGGUAAACCGGUCUGACUGUUGGUUUCCUGCCUUGGUCUUCUGGCUCAAUCUCUCUCACUCGCUUGCUCUGCUGCUCGGGUGGUCGGCCCCUCUUCCAUCGCUAUUCUCACCUUCCCUUCUACACCGCAGGCUCGCCCUGGACCGCCAUCAUGUUGGGUCGCCUGUUGAGCACGGCGGCAGCGACCUUGAAUCCCGCGGUCUACAAUGCCAAAAACGCCCACCAGCUGGAGUCCGUCACGGAGGAAGAGCAUACGUCUGGCCUACUAUUUCCCGAUGCUAGUCUUCUCCGGCGCUCUAAUACGCACGCUUACCCGCUGCACACAGCCUACAAUUCCCCGAACGCCUCUACGGCCGGUGCCUAUGAUGAUCGCGGCGGCGUUGAAUUGGACCCAAUGAAGGAUUUCCGCGUGAUCAUUGCUCAAAAUGCGUUGGGAGAUCGAGACGCUUGUGUCUUGUUGGAUACCCGCGCCAGUUCGCAGGAUCAGACAGCCCAUGGACUGGGGUUGGAGCCUCAGCUGUUCGACAACCACGGGGCAAGGCAUGCUCGAACGGUUUCAAACCUCACCCGUGGAACACGACGGGGCUAUCUGUCUCAGUCGUCAGCUGCGGAGCCAAGCCCGCUCUCCGCCGUCGCCUCAGAGACACGACGGUCGCCACCCAUGUCGUCUGGCGCUUUCAUGAGGGCCCGUGGUCGUAGUUCCACAUUAUCGCCUGCGGGGAGCAUCCACGAACCUGGCCCGUGUUACUCCACGGAUUCGAAUGAUCCUGGUCUGUUGAACUGCAUCUUCGGCAGCAGUGCGUUUAGUUAUAGGGGAUCGUCAACCAAGAUGCAUAUCAUCUCCGCCGACGAUGGGCCGGGUAAAACUGCGCCAACAUCCCCGGCAACGCGCAAUUCGCUCUCGCGGGCGUAUACGACCGGCAGUUCUUCGGCUUUCGCCAGCAUAAACCGUGGAAAUGACUCCAAACCGCCCGCAAAGGUCACUAUUCUUCUGACUAGAAUGUUCAGUGUCCAUCUACCGGAGGGGGCCGAGGCGUCUCCGGAGCGAAUGGAUCAGACCUCCUCCCUGACCCAGGAGUCCCUUCCGAAUGCGGGGUUUCCUUUCCCCGAUGUUACGAAACGCCGGAAGAUCAAGGAGAAGAAGACCCCCAUGUAUGCUGUAGCGAUCACCAUUCAGAUCCCGCUUCUCUCCCGGAAUUCUGGACGGCCGGUUUCUCGGUUUAACGGGCAGGGUCCGGACUCUCCCAAACCCGGCAUGUCCUGCUCCCUGGAUUCCGACUACCGUUUUCGCGGAGGAUUUCUCGAUGACAGUCUGUCACUUGCAUCACCACCAGCUAGUUUGGAUGAGCGGAUUGAUCUCCUAGUUGAUCAUUGGGAUGUCAUCAACCGCACACUAUCACACUUGGAGAGGCUGUCGCGGAAUGAGAUCCUGUUUCUGCUCAAAAAGGUAGAUUCCUCUUCAGGAACGCAUCCCAAGCCAGCGAAGCCUCCAAACAUGCAACGAACGAACCAGACAUUUAUUCACUUGCCUGCGAAUAUCCUGGCCGUGAACUCUCGGCUGCGGGACGAAGCCCUUCGCAGCAGCCGUCGCAUCAGCACCGCACUGCAAAUGCCAUUUGUCGUAACGGGCCAAAGUCGCUGGGGGGUGUGGCGCGAGGAGGGCCGCUCGAUUAUCCGCAGCAUCGGAGACAAAGACCACAGCUUUUUCUUCCUGGUUUUGAUCACCGCGUUCCUGGGGAAUCAUACUGAGUGGCUCAAUGCCUUGGGUCCCGAGUGGUACCGAAAACGGCAUUAUCAACAACAGAAGGCUCAGCAGGAUUCCGACCCGGUUCUUGCCCAGCGCACUGUCAUCAUCUCCCCCGACAAGAUGACGGCACGGAGGCUGAUCUUCCUGCUGUCGGCGUUUCUCCCCCCCAAACAGCGCUUUGAGCCCCUUCCUUCUCCGAUCCGACCGGGUACCGCCGCUUCCACCAGGGCCAUCUCUCAAAGCCCGCCCAAUGUCCCGGUUCUGCGGCAAGAGUCCCUACGGAGGGCAAUCGAACGUCGGUCCCGCGCGCAGCGCCUAACUCUCAGUGAUAAAGAACAGCACCAGCGGUCCGUGAGCGUCUCGUCGUGCGAGACCGCGCAUCGCUCGACAGAUGAGGCAGAGCCGUUGUCGACACCGGAAUACGGUACCACGCGUCGAGGGUCCGAUGCCCGCUCCAUCAGAGCCCUGGGGGUGCCGAUACACGCCAAGGAUAUGCGCACGAGAAAUACGAGCGCGGCGACAACGUCGACCACCACUCCAGGCAGUACUGUUCCGGUUCCGCACUUUGCUUCUCAGGGCCGCUCCGAGCGGGCAGGAUCGGAUCCGGCAGUGGCCGAAGGGCAUGACAGCCUCGCGUCGGAGAAUCUGCUGCGAAAUCUUCAGAGAAGCGAGAGCUCUGUUCUCAAUAGCAAUGGUAGCGUACCGUCUGCUAAUGGUCGCUGGGGGGGGCUUUUUUCCGGACUGUGGAGCUCACGCCAGGAAUCCUCCGCGGGCGGCGGCGAGGCUGUGGCACCGGCAGAGAUCCGCAGACGGUCUGUUUCGGCGUUUGCCAACCCUCCGAGGCGUCAUCCCCCUACCCUAAGUCAGAUGGUUCGGGAUGUCUCGCUCGGGCCCACCGAAGCGUCUCCCAAGACGGCGACGAGCAGCAAUAUUUCGAUUCCCCAGUCUUCGAACUCUCACCAUGGACUUGAAGAAGAUGCCCAGGAUCUAUCAGCUGCCACUGAUCAAGCGAAAGAGUCGUCGUUGAAACUGUCGGUGCGAGGCGACGAUGGCAUUGUCGAUGUUGAUCUCCCUUUGCCGGGGUUUGUGUCCCUUUCUUCCUCCGGCGACUCGACAAUGGCCUCUCCCAAGAAGACGCGGACAUCGGUCACCAGUGUUGAUGCUGUGGCAUCCACUCACAGCAGCACUUCCGGCUUUCCGUCUGCUCCAAGGGACGCUGACGGCCCUAAUAUUAACGUUGCUGGGUGGCUGAAGAGCUUUCAUGAUGACUUUGUGCUUCAAGCAGUACGGCCCUAUACCGGGCUUGAGGCCGACAUCAAACGUGCCAUGCAAGCCGAACCAACUUCCAGUCAAGCUGUAUGUCUGGACGCAGAUGGGUCUGGACGAUGGGUUGAUGUCGCGACCACGCUCGUUGCGGACGUCCGAACCUUUUCAGUGAAGCGAUUGCGGCUGCGACGCAAGAUCGGGAAUGCCUCAUGGCGUAAUACCUCGCCUGAGCUUUCUCCUGAACCCGGCACUCCUCACCACAUCUCUGGAGGCUCGGCUUCCGCGUCGCAGCUCACCAGCUUCUUUUCCCAAGCUACGGCUUCUGGCCAAUCACAUGCGAGUUCUUCCGUAGAUGGGUUUAGCCCGAACGAUGUGGAGGAACGCUUCGUGGAGGAAUAUAUCAUGGAUCUUGAUGGGACGCUCGUGGAUGCGCUGGAGCGCGUUCUUGCCCAGAGCGGACCGUCGUCCAUGCAACACUCCCGGGCGCCGUCGCCGUCGCGCACUCGCCGAAACGAGGACAAGCACCCGCCAGACGUUCUGAGCCGGGACGAGCCGCGGGCCGUGGAGGUUCCUCGGACUGAGUGUCGCAAGCUCGUUCUCAGCGCUCUCGAGGAGGUGGUCCGCAGCGUGACGGCGGAGCAUUGCCGCGAAGACGUCGAGGGAGAGCUUGGCCCAUCCGACAAGGAACGCCGGCGGCUGCAGACGGGAGGGGACAACACACUGCGAGAGGGCAUUCGCAAGUGGCUUCUUGAUGUGGAAGAGGCGUGGUAGGGGGAAUUCGUUGGUCAUUGCAUAGCGAUGCGGUUGGUGCUUGGGUCCCACUUUGUUCUUUUCUGCCGGUGACUUUUGCCACGGGUUUGUCCGGGGGUGGGGGAAGUCGUCCGCUUUCCUUUUGCUACUUUGAUAUCAUCAUGAUACCCUUUGUGCUGAGCAUACUUAAUCUGUCCUAUUCUAUUCUAUUCAAUCGGUGCUCUGCUGUCCAU